UAUGAUUUAAAGUGAGUGGGCAUUAUUUUGGAAGCAACCGGCGUGUCGUUCUCACGCUCACGCAAACUCUGCAAUUCAUGUGGGGUGGCUGUUCUUGUUUUUUAAACUAUAACUAACGCUACCAGGCGGAGGCGUUGUGUGAGAAAAAGAUGCACUAUUACAGAUAUGAAAAUGCAGAGGUCAGCUGUUGCUACAAAUACCUUAUGUUCAGCUACAACAUUAUCUUUUGGCUAGCUGGAUCAGCAUUCAUUGCAAUUGGCUUCUGGGCCUGGAGUGAAAAGGGUGUUUUAUCAGAUCUGACACAAGUUACACGUCUACAUGGUUUUGACCCAGUUUGGGGGGUGCUUCUUGUGGGCACAGUCACUUUCAUUUUGGGAUUUGCUGGGUGUGUAGGAGCUCUCAGGGAAAACAUCUGCCUCCUUAAGUUUUUCUGUGGAGUUGUCGGCUUCAUCUUUUUCAUGGAGUUGACGGCUGCAGUGUUGGCGUUCGUGUUCCAGGCCCAAGUUAAGGAGUGGAUCAAUGAUUUCUUCUUGGUUAAUGUGAAGGCCUACAGGGACGACAUUGACUUGCAGAACCUGAUCGACUCUCUCCAGAAACUGAAUCAUUGCUGUGGAGCUGAAGACCCCAACGACUGGAAUCUAAAUGAGUAUUUUAACUGCUCAAGCAGUAACCUCAGCAGAGAGAAAUGUGGAGUGCCCUUCUCCUGCUGCAUCAGUGACCCUGCUGAUACAGUGUUGAACACACAGUGUGGAUAUGAUGUUAGAGAUCCUAAAUCACCGAAGGACUGGAGUAAAACCAUUUAUGUCACAGGAUGCAUAAAAGCUUUGGAGCAGUGGCUGCCACGCAAUAUCUACAUUGUGGCUGGAGUCUUCAUAGUGAUAUCAUUGCUACAGAUGGUGGGAAUCUUUUUGGCGAGGACGUUGAUUGGAGACAUUGAAAAGUCUGAUUAUUAAUUAAACGCAUUCAUUAUUAACACAUUACUGAAAAGGAGCGAAGGGCAAUGUUGGGAAAAAAUUUGGAUGUCCUGUUAUUUGUGGAGAAGAGAACAUUCACUGGACCACCUUUUCAGAAUUUCUAUAAACCACAUGUUGAAUACACAGCUGUCUAAGUUUACCUGGAUACUGUCACAUGUGUGCCUUGUCUCUUCAAGUUUACCCUUGGCCCACCCCCUAUUUUUAUUUGAAUAGAUCUUUUUUUUUUUUUUUUUUUUUUUUAUAGGACUAUCAUUAACCAAACAUUUGAGACCAUUUCAUUUUUGAGACCACUAUUAACCAAGCUGGGUGUACAUAGUGGCAACAUAACAUGUAAACUAACCUGAAAUGUAAUUGUAAUGAUGAGCACAAGCUAGAAAAAAAAUGUAGUUUGUUUUUAAGAAGCAUGUUUAUUUUUCCUUUAGAUAAAAAACUAGAUUUAAAAAAAAAAGAAAAAAAAAAGAUUUACUAUUGAAGUCUCUUAUAGUAAAAUGUGUAAUGAAAGAUAAAACAUUUACACAGUUUUAACUACAGUAAAUACAUAUCCUAAAAGUUUGUUGUAUCAGUAACAUAAUAUUUUUGCAGUCAGAUGUUCUGCAUUUAAUGUCAACUUCAAAGGGUGCAGAAGAAAAAUAUCAGGAUCUGAGACUAACUACUCGCAUGUAAACGGAACAGAAUUGAGAAUGCAUUUGGGUAGAAAUCAAAUGCCAGCAAGUGUAAAAGAGAAGUGAGCUGAUCUAUUUGGUUUUGCGUGAUAGAGAUAAGAUGAGUCAGUUUGUGAUCUGUAUUUAACCAUAAGAAACUCAUAUACGCCAUUAUGUGUCCUGUUAGUAUUCUGUUUACUGAAUAUCCUGCAUUUAAGAGUCACCAAAGUUUGAUGGUAGUUACCACAUGGCUUAUAAUAUACCAGUCAACACUGCCUUGAGAUGCCAACAUUUACCUCCUGUUUUCUACUCUUGGUGACUUGUACAAAAAUGCAGAUUGUGCCUUUUCUCUGGCAUUUGAAGAUUUCAUGAAAUGUAUUGUACCGUGUUUAAGCAAUUAAACCCAUGAUUAGCAUUUUUUAUGAGUGUUCAAAGAAAAUUUACUUUUUGUAUUUUCAGUUGAGAAUUUAAAUGGCAUUUCAGCACAAAUUACUUAAAAUAUGUAAUAUUAACAAUAUAACAUUAACAUGUCUGUACACUUAAAUUAGCCUUAACACAAUAUGCAUUCUUACAUAAAUGCAAACACCUUUUCUAUAGCCCAAAGACUUCUUUUCACAGUUCUAUCAUAUUAUACUUAUAUAUGACCUCUGAAAUUCUCAUCAACUCAAAAAAGAAAUUAUAUAAGCAUUUUGUAAAUCUUUUUAGAGUACUAUUUUUUGCACUAUUUUGUCCCUUUUUUUUUUGGAGUGUCUGUCUGUGCCACUGUGUAAUGUUAAAGCUUAAUUGAGUAUUUACUAAAAUGCAGUAAACUUUCCCUGAUCCUGCUGCAAGAGCCUCCUUUUUUGUUGAAUUUAGAUGUCAUUUGUUGUUUUAUAUUUGAUAUCUUUGUAAAUAUUUUCUGAAUUCUUUUCAUAACUUUUAUAUUCAAUAAUAAUAAAAGUAAUAAAAAGUUUGACAUUA
Molecule: messenger RNA, 2575 nt
Organism: Carassius gibelio (silver crucian carp)
Lineage: Eukaryota; Metazoa; Chordata; Actinopteri; Cypriniformes; Cyprinidae
Product: tetraspanin-14
Exons: 9
Coding region: 150-953 (267 amino acids)
Biological process (GO): protein maturation; regulation of vascular endothelial growth factor signaling pathway; protein localization to plasma membrane
Cellular component (GO): membrane
Source: RefSeq, a predicted model, not a curated record